UGUUCCUAUCCGUUUUCAAUUUUUACCUUCAUAAGAGUGCUCAGGGAGCUGGUUCCUGUCCCUUCUCAGCCCUGCUACCCGACCACAGACACCUCGGGCUGGGCAGGCGAUUCCAGGCGUGCCGGACUGACCCGGGGUCUGUGCGGAGAGUCCACAUGGCUCAGAGGCUUGCCCCGGAAAGGGCCUCUCCAUGGCCUGCGCUCUGUAAGCCCGGGGCUGUGAGCUUCGCGGACGUGGCCGUGUACUUCUCCCCGGAGGAGUGGGGGUGUCUGCGGCCCGCGCAGAGAGCCCUGUACCGGGAGGUGAUGCGCGAGACCUACGGUCUCCUGGGAUCUCUCGGAGUCGGAGGCGCCAAACCAGCACUCAUCUGCUGGGUGGAGGAAGAGGCCGAACUGUGGGGACCCCGUGCCCAGGAUCCAGACAUGACCAUGUGCAAGACAGAAGCUGACUCAGAUUGCAGACACGAGGAGGAAAGGAAGAGAGCAAGGAAAGAGACUGAGACAACCCAGAAGACAUUUUCCACAGAAGCUGGUCCGAAGGAGCCACGCCCCUCAUUUGCUGGGCCCCCUAGCAACUUGGAGCUGCUGUCCAAGGACCCUCAACAGGGGCAGCCCACCUUUGCUGGUGUUCAAGCCACGGUCCUAAGGGCAGACAAGCGUCAUGGAUGCCAUGUGUGUGGGAAGAGUUUUGCCCAGCGGCCCACGUUGGUGGAGCAUCUGUACACUCACACAGGUGAAAAGCCAUUCCGUUGCCCAGACUGCAACAAGUGUUUUGGCCGGGCUUCUUCCCUGAGCAUGCACCGAGCCAUACACCGAGGGGAACGACCUCAUCGGUGUCCUGACUGUGAGAAGUGUUUUUCCCAGCGAUCCACAUUGGUGGCACACAUGUACACUCACACAGGUGAAAAGCCAUUCCGUUGCCCUGAUUGCAGCAAGUCCUUUGGUCGGGCAUCUUCCCUGAGCACACACCGGGCCAUACACCGAGAGGAACGACCUCAUCGCUGUGCUCACUGUGGCCGGACCUUCACACAGCGCUCUGCACUCACGAGCCAUCUCCGUGUCCACACUGGGGAGAAGCCUUACUGUUGUGCUGAUUGUGGACGCUGCUUCAGUCGGACCUCAGGGCUCCAUGAGCACCAGCGGGUGGUGCACAGCGGCUUGACGCCCUUUAUUUGCUCACACUGUGGCAGAGCCUUUGCCGAUUCUAAGUAUCUUCGGCGCCACAUGCGCAUCCACACGGGUGAAAAGCCUUAUUCAUGCCCUGACUGUGGACGCUGCUUUCGCCAGGGCUCUGAAAUUGCAGCCCACAGGCGGACUCACACUGGUGAGCGUCCCUACGCCUGCCCUCAAUGUGGCAGGCAGUUUCGCACAAAGUCAGCUAUGACAAGCCACCAGUGGGUCCACAGGCCAGGAGGCAAAGGACAUAAGGACAGAAAAGCCAGUCAGUUAUCUAUAUCCCUGGGCACUGGCCAAGAGGACCCGGAUCCACCGGUGGGUUUCCAGCACUACCCAGAGAUAUUCCAGGAGUGUGGGGGAUGGUCUUAAAAGUGCCAACACAGA
Molecule: messenger RNA, 1559 nt
Organism: Arvicanthis niloticus (Nile rat)
Lineage: Eukaryota; Metazoa; Chordata; Mammalia; Rodentia; Muridae
Biological process (GO): regulation of transcription by RNA polymerase II
Molecular function (GO): RNA polymerase II cis-regulatory region sequence-specific DNA binding; DNA-binding transcription factor activity, RNA polymerase II-specific
Source: RefSeq, a predicted model, not a curated record